AUGGCCUCAACACAGGGUCGAUACGUGCCGCCUCACCUCCGCAAGGCGCAACUCAAUGCAGGCGAUGCUCCUCCGAUAGCCAACAAUCGUUCACCGGUGCCUCGAUCACCUGCUGGCGGCAGCAAGUGGUCUUCCUCAACCCCUCCGUCUGGGGGCAACGAUCGGCGGCCAUGGAGUGACCGUGACGGCGCACACACUCCCCGAGGUGGCCACCACCACAUUCAGCGGGACCCUCCACCGCAUCAGCGCGGCUCCUCAGGCCCUUCCCUCUUCGUCUUUGGCGACUCCUUUGUCGGCCCUUUCAAGCUGCUCAGUGAUCGGUACUCCAAGACGCAGACGUUCAAGGGCAGCAGCGCCAAGUCGCUGAAGCAGGUGUCGAACGAAUUGGUCCCACUCCUGAACAGGCUGCUUGCACCUCCUCCAUACGCCUACCUGCCGCCAUCAGGCCGGUACGCUCUGCUCAUCUUCGGUAACCAUAAACCUCUCGGCCCCGGGACAUGGUCUGACGUACCUGCGGUCGCGCCAGCGGCAUCGGAGGAGAGCGAGACGGAACGGAUCCUCGCGAACGCGACAGAGAAUGAGGGCCGCGGUCCUGCACUCGGUCCUGAACGGUUCGUUGAUACCGUCCUGAAGGCGUACACGACCUGGCUUGAGCGUGAGGUCGUCAAUGGUCCUGUUGGGCGCCGGGCAGCUGCCAUCGCCGCCCCGGAUGCGCCGGACAAUGUCCGCCGCCUGCCCCCGACCAAGGUGCUCGUUGCCGCCGCGCUGCCGCCACUGGUGCAAGACGAGACGCUGCCCCGUAUCCCUCAGAAGUAUGUCGAGCGCCUCGAGGCGGAUCACGUCAGUGCGCAGCGUGCAUUCGAGCGCGGUGAGAAGGCGCCUCGUUCCACCACUCGCUUGACGCCCGAGACGAUCGAAACCGCCAUGGCGCGUGCUUCACUGAACGAGAGCCCAGUGGGUAAGAUGACAGUGCAGCAGCUACUCGUCCACGACCCGCCGCUCUGCACGAAGCCUGUGCGCAUUGAGAUGACGGAGCGCUUCAACCAAGGACUGAAGGCGUUCUGUGAGCAGCACUCGAAUGUGCUCGGCUACGUCGACAUUGCUGAGGCGAUGCACAACGUCGACUCCGAAGACGCCAAAACGAUGGCGGCGAAUGGAGCCACCGAGGCAGACAGGCUGGACCGAGAAGUCUCGCGCGCCACUUGGGCGUGCCCCGUGGACCCGUCCAACAUCCAUCCGCUCUGGGAGCCGACGCUCCCUCUCUGGCUGAAGGCGCUCAAGGCGCAGGGAGUGCCGACCGACCAGUUCGCGAUGAGCGACGAUGCCGAAGCGACGUUCAAGGCAUACGAGGAGGACAAGCGGAGGAGGAUGAACCCGGCCUUUGCGGACAAGCCGGCGGAGGCAGUCAAGAUCAGGGAGGAGGAGUGA
Trichosporon asahii var. asahii CBS 2479 is the source of this 1428-nucleotide messenger RNA. RefSeq lists its product as uncharacterized. The transcript is spliced from 3 exons. The record is from RefSeq and is a predicted model, not a curated record. NCBI's taxonomy places the organism in Eukaryota, Fungi, Basidiomycota, Tremellomycetes, Trichosporonales, Trichosporonaceae. The coding region runs from base 1 to 1428 and encodes 475 amino acids.